Ramularia collo-cygni is the source of this 951-nucleotide messenger RNA. Its product is annotated as related to thioredoxin reductase. Gene Ontology annotation, molecular function: oxidoreductase activity. Lineage: Eukaryota; Fungi; Ascomycota; Dothideomycetes; Mycosphaerellales; Mycosphaerellaceae. Bases 1 to 951 code for a protein of 316 amino acids. The record is from RefSeq and is a predicted model, not a curated record. The transcript is spliced from 3 exons.
AUGGGCUCAGCAGCACCCACAAAAACCUACGACGUUUUGAUCAUUGGAGCCGGUCCCGCGGGCUUAUCUGCAGCGCUUGGCCUGGCUCGUCAAUGCUAUUCAGCGCUUGUCUUCGAUUCCAGCAAGUAUCGCAACGCUCCAGCAGACCACAUACAUAACAUCAUCACAUGGGACCACCGCAACCCAGCCGACUUCCGAGCAGCCGGAAGAGCGAACAUCCUGUCAAGAUAUCCGAGCAUCUCAUUCCGCGAUGCCGAAGUCACUUCCGCCGCGAAGCUUGACGACGGUAGCUUUGAGCUCACGGAUGCCAGCCAGGAGACCUAUCGCGGCAAGGUUUUGAUGCUGGCCAGUGGCGUUACGGAUGUGAUGCUACCCAUUCCUGGCUAUACGGAGCUUUGGGGCAAGAGCAUCUUCCAUUGCCUUUUUUGCCAUGGCUUUGAAGAGAAAGGGGCUACCAACGCCGGUGUCCUUGCCGCGGGACUCAUCAACCAACCGUCAAUGAUACUCCACAUGGCCCGUAUGGCUACGAAUCUGGUCAAGGAUGUUACUGUCUACUGUGAUGGUGAUCAAGAGGUGGCCACCACCAUGCAGGAGGCUUUCAAGGGGAAGCCUUUGACCAUUGAAGGUAAGAAGAUCGUCAAACUCGAGAAGGGUGCGACCGACGAGGAUGUAACGGUACAUCUCGAAGGCGGUGAGGUACGAAAAGAGAGGUUUCUGGUUUCUGUCCCGACGACCAUGAACAACGGAUCUUUUGUCAAAGAUUUGAAUCUAGAGACCGAGCCCUUUGGCUUCAUCAAGGUGACGCCGCCCUUCAACGAGACUAGCGUGCCUGGUGUAUUUGCCAUUGGCGAUUGUGCUACUAUGAUGAAGGCGGCACCGAAUGCAAUCAACAUGGGUUCUUUUGGAGCUGCGGGAGCCGUGGCGAAGCUUGCAUCGAUGGGAAAGUUGUAG